CUGAGACAUGGGAAAGUCACCAAAGAGGGAAAAUUUAAACCCAACAGCCUGGUCUACCGUACUAAAGGUGGGCAGGUAUUGCUGCACAGAUCUACAGUGAACAGGAAUGAGGAGUAUUUUAAAAGCCGUUGGCUGACCUAUUUCAUGGCUGUGAAAUCCAAUGGGAACGUGUUUGUUCGUGACUCCUCCAUGGUCCAUCCAUUGACUCUGUUAAUGCUACCAGAUUGUGACAUUGACAUCAAGGAGGAUGGUGACUCUGUGCUGCUAACGCUGGCUGACUCUAGCCUCCUGCAACUUGAGCUGGACCCGAAGACAGCCUAUUUGCUAUACAGCUUCCGCAGAGCUGUACACAAGAUGAUCAAGACCUGCCUGCGAUAUGAGCUCCCAGAAAUAUCCUCUGAUCUUCAGAAAGAACAUGGGGAAGUGCUGUCAUUGCUUGUGGAGCUCUUGAACUGCUGGCCAGCAAAGUGAAAGAUGCACUAGGAGAGGGAGAGGUGGCAACUAAGCUUGUAUUGUAUUCUGUAUCAGAAAUGCUUGAUCUACUGUAUAAAAGAGAUUAUAAUCUGCUUUAUUUAGUGUGUUGAGAGGCUAAAACUGCUCAACUUUCUGCAAAAUUACUUGAAACUGAUGGGCAGACCAGCCUAGCAUCUCAGAUAACUUAUAUUUAUAAUGGAUUGUGUAUGUAAAACUGUGUAAUUGGAAUAAUUUUAUUAAGCAAGAGCCCAACUAACUGGGUGAAUGUGUUUCUAUAUGGACAAUGUUUUCUGAGUUCCAUGAUUGGAAAAUUUAGUUAAAGACUACAAGUUUGUCAA
Molecule: messenger RNA, 812 nt
Organism: Rhincodon typus (whale shark)
Lineage: Eukaryota; Metazoa; Chordata; Chondrichthyes; Orectolobiformes; Rhincodontidae
Product: ATP-dependent RNA helicase DHX30-like
Exons: 3
Source: RefSeq, a predicted model, not a curated record